Nematolebias whitei (Rio pearlfish) is the source of this 1330-nucleotide messenger RNA. RefSeq names its product putative E3 ubiquitin-protein ligase UBR7. Gene Ontology annotation, molecular function: ubiquitin protein ligase activity; zinc ion binding. Bases 187 to 1302 code for a protein of 371 amino acids. Gene Ontology annotation, cellular component: cytoplasm. NCBI's taxonomy places the organism in Eukaryota, Metazoa, Chordata, Actinopteri, Cyprinodontiformes, Rivulidae. The transcript has 13 exons. The record is from RefSeq and is a predicted model, not a curated record.
CGAAGCGUGACCUCUGACCCCAGACCGGAAGUUGUGCUGAGUUCGCACUAGUUGGCGCUCCGGUAGCAGAUCCAGGAUCACACGGAGCUAUUAUCGAUCAUCGAUCAGCCGAGUCGCUCGUGAACAGCGAGACAACACAGCAGAAGGUGUUCGGAUACACUUCCGGUUCGACCCGGUCCGGUGAAGAUGUGUGAGGAGCAGACGGUGUCUCUGGUGGACGUUCUGGAGGAAGAUGAGGAGUUGGAAGAAGAAGCCUCAGCAGUGUUGGGAGGAAGUGAUUCUGAUUCCUGCUCUUAUCCUCAGGGCUACGUGAAGCGCCAGGCGCUGUACGCCUGCAACACGUGCACGCCGCAGGGAGGCGAGGCUGCAGGGGUCUGUCUGGCCUGCUCCUACAAAUGUCACGAAGGUCACGACCUUUAUGAGCUUUACACCAAGAGGAAUUUCCGCUGCGACUGUGGAAACAGGAAGUUCUCUGGGCUGCAGUGUAAACUUUACCAUGAAAAGGAUGCCGUCAACAGCCAAAAUAAAUACAAUCAUAACUUUUUUGGAGUUUACUGCACCUGCCGUCGGCCGUAUCCUGACCCUGAUGACCAGGUCGAGGAUGAGAUGAUUCAGUGUGUGGUGUGUGAAGACUGGCUGCAUGGCAGGCACCUGGGUCGUGUGGUUCCGGACUGCGUGGAGUUACAGGAGAUGAUCUGUGAAUCCUGUAUGAACAAAAACCCGUUUCUCUGGACCUACGCUGCUCACCUGGCAGGUCCAGAGGUUCUGGUGGAGGAGAGGAGGGACGAGUCGUGUGCAAAUGUUCCUAAGAAAGCAGAGGUUGAUGAUGUAAUUGAGCCAAGUUGUAAGAGGAGUCGAGAGGAGGUGGAGCCAAGCUGCAGACUGAAGGUGCUACAGGCGAGUCAGCAGAAAAGAGACCAAUCAGGAGCUGUGUUCUGGCCGUCAGCGUGGCGCUCCAAGCUCUGCUCCUGCAUCACCUGCCAGGCACAGCUGUCUGCAGCUGGACUGUCCUUCCUGUUGGAUGAGUUGGACACGGUCCUGGCGUAUGAAAACAAAGGGAAGAGCAGCGAGCAGGUCCACCAGGGUCACGACCCUCUGAUGUCCGCUCUGGACAAUUUGAACCGCGUCCAGCAGCUGGAGAUCAUCCACGGCUACAACGACAUGAAGACGGAGCUGAAGGACUUCCUGCAGACAUUUGCAGCGGAAGGAAAGGUGGUGACCUCUGAGGAUAUCCGUCACUUCUUCGAACAACAGAGUCGUAAACGGCGUCGGGUCGACGCCGGCCCGUUCUACUGCUCCUGAUGUGUGUGUUUGUAACGAGAAUAAAACU